GUCUGCUGGAUAAUGUAUGUAGGCGUUGUUCAGUGUGUGUGUUAGUGUGUGUGUGUGUGUGUGUGUGUGUGUGUGGGGUUGUUUGCAUGUGUGUGUGUGUGUAUGUACUGUAUCGAUUGAUGUCACUUGGAUUUUGCCUGAAAGUCUCAGUCUGUCUUUCCAAGAGGGGUUCAGAGGCUUCCGAGGACUUUAGGAAUCAGAAAUGCUGCUUCCAUCACAGGUCAGGAUGAUAUGGAGGCUGACAGACGAGCAGCAGAGGAUUUGACAGCAUCAGUAAGAUCUGUUUCCUGAGGCCUCACUGAGCCCAGGGAUGGCCUCCAUCCAAAUGAAAAGGAGUUUGUUUCAGGCCGAGUGUCUAGUCUGCGCACUUUUGAUGAUGCUAUGCUUGCGCCCAGCAACAGGAAUGUCAGGGUGGGGUGGCUGUUUGGAUGGCCAGGAUGUAUUUGCAACAGUCAGAGAAAACAGCUUUUGGGGGGAGGUUGUCACUGAGCUCAUGGCAGACACCAGGAUGGACGGUGUUCACUGGAGGCUGGAGGGAAAGGAUGCCAAUUGGUUCUUCUUGGACGAGAGAUAUAUCCGGCUCAACACAUCAGCUGACAAAAUCCUGGACAGGGAGGUCCAGGGUCCCUUUCUAACAGCUGAGCUGUCCUGUUAUGAGGAGGACAUAUUUCAGAGUGUGUACAGGAUCAUGGUGGAGAUUCUCAAUGAGAACGACAAUGCCCCUGUGUUUGCAGCAAACAGUAUACACUCUCUUACUAUCAGUGAGCUGACUCCAGUGAACACUGUGGUCUUCACUGUCCUGGCCACAGACGCAGAUAACGACAAGAUCAUUUACUCCAUCGAUCAGACCUCACCCGAUGCGGACUACUUCAAGGUCAUUCUCCCCAACAGCGGAGAGGUGAUCCUGUCCAAGCCUCUGGACUACGAGACCAUAACCACGCUCACUGUCACUAUCCACGCCUCGGUAAGCCAAGAAAUGAACACCGCCGAGCACUUCAGCACCAGCACCAACAUCACCAUCUUCGUCCUGGAUGGAGAUGACCAGUAUCCCCAGUUCCUGCCCUGCAUGCUCCUCCUUCAGAACGAGACCAAUCGUGUCUGUACUAGCCCUGUGUACGCCGUCAACGUCACAGAGGGGGAAGAGGACAUUGCGCUGGACUUUUCUCCUGGUCCCAUACAUGCAGUGGAUGGAGACAGAGGACUUAACUCUCGAGUCAGCUAUGCUAUUGUCUCAGGAGAUGAUGACGGACAUUUCCUGAUCGACAGAGAGACAGGAGAAGUAAAGCUGGUUCAUGGAGUGACAGACAGACUCACAAUGCCAUUGGUGCAUCUACAGGUCAUGGCUUAUCAAGACGACGACCCAAGGAAGUAUUCUCUUGCUUCAGUGUUGGUCCGAUUUGUGGCUCUAAACCAGUUUCCUCCUGAGUUUGAAAUGGCUGAAUAUCAAGGCUUUGUAACGGGAGGAAAGAGCCCCGUCUCUCUCGUCAACACCUACGGCAACAGAGCGUUGAUGUUGCAUGUUCACGAUCAAGACUUUAACCAUGGUUUUAAUCCCAUGAUAUACUACACCUUCAGUCCUAAAUCCAAACACACAGACAUCUACAGAAUCACACAGGAGGGUCUUCUGAUCGCCUGGACAGAUCAUCUCCAACCACAAGAGAAACAUGUCCUAGAGGUGAUAGCUGUUGACCAGGAAUCAGGUGAUGUCACUUUUGCCACUGUAGUGGUGAAGGUGUUAUCUGACGGACAACAAAUCCCUUAUGGUGCACUGGUGGAUGAGCAGCUGACAGGGUGCACUGUGGGUAAAGCAUUGUUUCUGAGCAUGGUGUUCAUGUGUGUAUUUGGAAGCAUAUUUUAUAUGGUCAUAUGGCUGAGGAGGAGACACAAAGGACAGCUGGAUCCACUGGAGAGAGGCUGUGUUGCUCAGGGGAAACACCCCAACGUGAGUUUACGCUGGUUCCAGCUGUUGAGUCACCGUAGCUCCAUGCAGCAAAUGGAGGAAGACCCCAUCAGCAGUGAAGAGUUAGGGACCUGCAAUCCGUCCUUCAGCUUCCCAGAUAACUCCAGCGUCUACACUCACCAAGACCUCCCUUCCUGCCAAGGAGCUGCUUCGACAAGACUGCCAGUUGCAUCGGACACCAGCUUCAUCCCCAUUGAACCUUUGAAUAGCCCUGUGAUCGUCAAUAAUAGUGUUUGUACACCGACCAAAAGCUCCUGCAGUUCACCCAUAUUUGAUCUCGCAAUUGCAAGUGUGAGCCCCAUCCUCUUUACUCGGGAAGCGGCUCCAUCCAAAGAAAACCUUGUAUCAGCCACAGAUACAUCCCCUGAACCUACCGAGGAGCUACCAAACACAAGACCUAGCUCCGCAACCCACGACGCCACUAGCCCUCCCCCUUUCACCUUUUCUGAUUCACAAACAACACAAAUGACCUCCAAUGACAACGACCCCACUGAACCUGUAACCAGCCCGUCCUCUCAGACCAGCAUUCCUUACAGCCAUGCUCGAAUUGCUUCCGCAGAAAUAGACAAACCUAUCCGCAAACCUCGUGUGAAGACCCCGCCGUACUCACCUUUGCUGUCCUCGCCCUGCUCUAAGCAAACAAGCAACCCCCCACCCACCCCAGAGGUUGCACCUGUAAAAGCCAAGCUUGUACAUUUAGAUAGCUCGCCCCUCCACACGCCCCCAGAGUCACCAGAGCGAACAAGUACGGGUCAAAGCGCAGAAGUCAGCGAACCCUGCACAUCACUGGACACACCAGAACACCACGGCGCAGCUGCAAACGCCGGUAGUCCGUCUGAGGACAGAAGGCCCUUCGAAAACAUGCAGGUCAGCCUCAUGACGAGGACGGACGACGGUGUUCCGAGAGAGGACGAUGCGGGCAAGAACAGUGACGGUGACGAUGACGAUGAGUUAGAGUCAGACGAAGAAGAACUUCUGAGAGUGAUGGCUCGCUGUAAUCCAAUUUUUAUCACAUUCAGUAAGUGACGUCACUAUGAUAUCGCAGGCACUGAGAAUGACGGGGUGGACGGCACAGGAUGGAGGAGGUAUGGUGAAGACGGAUGACAGCGGACACGUCAAGAAAGAAACACCAACAAGGUUCUACUGUACUGCGGGAACCUCAGAGGACAGCAUAUGUCCACAAGAUAUGCAGCACAUGGACCACAGAGGAGAAGACACGCACACAUUAUGUUAUUACUCUGUAUAAUGUAUAUGUAACAUAAACAUUUAACGACACACAUUAUAAGGUUUAAUGUUCUUCGAUAUAAACGAUAUAGUUCAGCAAGAGGACAGGACAUUUAAUCCACUGUUUUAAAAAAAAGAGAUCUGUAGAUAAUGAAUAUAUUUUCAAGGAUACAAUACACGCAUUCUGUGCAAGUCUAGUACAAGUAAACAAACCUGAAAGAAUCAGUCAUGAUUUAUAUUGUCUGCAAAUGUUUACGAAUAAUACAACAUUGUGUUUGUGUUUUUAAAAGGUAAAUCCACAUACAAUCGCAUAUUGUAGGAAAAUGUUUCUCUGCUGCUCUAUGAAAAAAAAAAAUCACAGAUCAUCCAUCAUAAGCAGUUUAGUGCCCUGUGAGGUUACAUGUGGAUUUGCCUUGUUUAAAGGCUUUAUAUGCGAUUUUUUCACAUUUAAAUAUAAAUCAAGUAUCUCCUCUGAAAAUAACUCUGUGAGUCAUGACUGUCUACAAUGGGUGUAACACCCGAGUCCCACUGUCUGUGAUGUUUUCAGAGUUUUCAGAGUCCUAUCUUCAGUUUGUUUACAUCGCCAGGACGGCCGGCUGACUCCUCCCCUCGCGAAUAAAAGUUGUUUAAUUGAGGGACUAGAGAAAAGAAGAAUAACAUACUGUACUCACUGCUUAACUGUGUUUCUAGAUCACGCUCAUUUCAGGUAAAUUUACAUGCAGUGUGAAGAUACGAGCAUAAUAAAGAUCGCUAGCAUUAGCAUGCUAACACAACAAUCCAGCGCGAGUUGUUUUGGUUUCAUGCUGGUGCUCAAGGGCGACAUCUGCUGGAUCAAAAAAUAUAUAUUUACGCAUAUAAAGCCUUUAAUAGCUGCAGGUAUGUACAAAACUCUCACAUAUAGUGUUCAGCAGCAUUUGUUAUUUUGUUAUGCCUACUCUUCAAGCUGCCUCUGUUUUUCCUUUGAAAAUUAAAAUUUCUGUCCAACUUAAAAAA
This is a messenger RNA of Labrus mixtus (cuckoo wrasse), 4177 nucleotides long. Its product is annotated as cadherin-related family member 5. Gene Ontology annotation, cellular component: membrane; catenin complex; adherens junction. NCBI's taxonomy places the organism in Eukaryota, Metazoa, Chordata, Actinopteri, Labriformes, Labridae. Gene Ontology annotation, biological process: calcium-dependent cell-cell adhesion; multicellular organism development; homophilic cell-cell adhesion. Gene Ontology annotation, molecular function: calcium ion binding; cadherin binding. Bases 311 to 2986 code for a protein of 891 amino acids. The record is from RefSeq and is a predicted model, not a curated record. The transcript has 16 exons.